This is a messenger RNA of Scomber scombrus (Atlantic mackerel), 1251 nucleotides long. RefSeq lists its product as uncharacterized. Lineage: Eukaryota; Metazoa; Chordata; Actinopteri; Scombriformes; Scombridae. The record is from RefSeq and is a predicted model, not a curated record. Gene Ontology annotation, biological process: regulation of apoptotic process. The transcript has 6 exons. The coding region runs from base 149 to 1012 and encodes 287 amino acids.
GCAGGAAGUUUAGGUUAACUUUGCAUAGUCGAUAAGACGCAGCACGCAAUGUGAACUUGGUGUCUCGCUUUUAAAAAGAAACAAAUUCUCUCCUUUUAAAAUAAACUUUAACCUGCAUUUCUACGAUAAGUCACACCACAUAAAGACCAUGGAAAAGCUGAUGUCAGACGAGGACAAACUUGCUAAGUUGCUUUCAAGUGACACUGAUUUCAUCCUUGAUAAGAGUGAGAAUAUUUUAUCGAUGAAGGAGGGUAAAGAGAUACAAAAGCAAAAUAGUCCAUUGGGCAAAAUGAAAUUGCUUUUGAAAACAAUUAAGGGAAACGAGGCUACUGUGUGCAAAUUCUGUGACAUUGUGAGGGAACAUCAAGCACAUUAUCCAUCACUGCAACAGGAGCUCAAAUCAGGAGCUCAAGGCUCCUCCACUCCAACAGUGUUCGCAGAUGCUAACAGUGCUGUCACCACCGGAGAAGUAAGAGAUACAAAAGUAAAACAAUCUCUCAAAUUUGAGGCUAAAACAGUGAGUCAGCCAGGAAGGAGUGCAUCUGGGAAUGCUGUUCAACAGGUUCGUCAAGCUAAUGUUGACGCACGGGAUGGCAGUAUAAUAAUGGCUGACAAAGUAAUAGGUUCUACGAUUGAGGGUGACUUAACCUUUUCAGCGUGUGUGGGACAACCAGCAUGUUUAGGGCCGGUAAAAGAGACACUGCCUCAGGUACGGGUCACUCAGGGUCCUGCUGAGAAAAGGAUCACUGAGCACAAAGUGAAAAUCACUGAGUGCCUGAUGGCAGAUCACGUCUACAUCCUUCAGCAUAUGCAACAAGAAAAAGUCAUCACCAAGAGAAAAUAUGAUAAACUAAUGCAUAUAUCACAGCCAGAAGAAAGUAUUAUCGACCUGAUCGAUCACAUGCUUGAUAAUGGUGAAGAGUCCUGCUCUCAGUUUCUUGAGGUUCUCAAGCAGCCCGAUGUUCUUGCAACCUUCCCAAAGCUCAUAGAAAUGACAAAGAAUUGGUCAUGAGCAACAUACAUGUCAUGCUUUUUUGCAUCAUUUACUUUGAGCCUUGCAUUGUUAAGUGAAGUGCACACAUUCUUAAAUGUAGGGUUCUGCAAAAUGUUCUGUUAUAUUAAUAAUACAUUUCAUUGUCUUUGGGUUACUGUGGUUUGGGGAGAACUCUUCCGGGUUGAGGAAGACCUCUUUUAUAGGCCUAGUUAUUAAGUUCUUGGUUUUGUAAAAGUUUUUCCUUUCUUUUGGGUAAA